AAACAAUUCCUCAUGAAUGGCCGCCUCUCAGAGGCCAAGGAAAUCGAAUUACUCGAAUCAUGGAUCGAAUUCGGCAAACCUGGUUCUGGUUCGAACCCAUUAUCCUUCCCAGUCUUACCGGACAAUGCUCCGAUCGGCCGCACAGGCGAGAAUGUGUUCUCUCAGUACGCCGGGUGCAAGAAAUUCAUCCAAUUGCCUUUGUCACAGAAGACCAAAGAUGGCUUGCGAAAAGCGAAUUACACGAAGAUGACUGAUAUUCAGAUGGCUACGUUGCCACAUUCGCUUUGUGGUCGAGAUGUUCUGGGUGCGGCGAAAACUGGGUCUGGGAAGACACUGGCUUUUAUUAUACCGAUUAUAGAGAAGUUAUAUAGAGCAAGAUGGGGUCCAGAAGAUGGGGUGGGAUGCAUCAUAAUGUCUCCCACAAGGGAAUUAGCAGUUCAACUAUUUGAAGUAUUACAAGCUGUUGGGAAGCACCACACUUUUAGUGCUGGCCUUCUAAUAGGUGGUCGCAAAGAUGUUGAUACUGAGAAGGAGCAUGUAAAUAAUCUGAACAUCUUGGUCUGCACUCCGGGUCGGCUGCUGCAGCAUAUGGAUGAGACCCCAAAUUUUGAUUGUUCACAGCUACAGGUGUUAGUUCUUGAUGAGGCAGAUCGUAUUCUUGAUGUGGGAUUCAAGAAGGCAUUGAAUGCAAUUAUUUCACAGUUACCAAAACAUAGACAAACCUUCCUUUUCUCAGCAACCCAAACAAAAUCGAUUCAAGAUCUUGCAAGGCUAAGUCUGAAAGACCCAGAGUACAUAAGUGUGCAUGAGGAGUCUCCAACUGCAACUCCUAAAGGCUUGCAUCAAACAGCAAUGAUUGUUCCUCUUGACCACAAGUUAGACAUGUUAUGGAGUUUUAUAAAGGCACAUCUGAAUUCAAGGAUUCUUGUAUUUCUUUCAAGCUGCAAACAGGUAAAAUAUGUUUUUGAGUCAUUCAAGAAACUGCGCCCGGGAAUUCCCUUGAUGUGUCUUCACGGAAGGAUGAAGCAAGAGAGACGGAUGGGGAUAUACUCCCAGUUUUGUGAGAAACGUUCAGUUCUAUUCUCGACUGAUGUGGCCUCAAGAGGCCUUGAUUUCAAUAAGGCAGUUGAUUGGGUUGUCCAGGUUGACUGUCCAGAAGAUGUUGCUGCUUACAUACACAGAGUUGGCCGCACUGCUCGCUACCUUUCUGGUGGGAGAUCGGUUUUAUUCCUUACGCCAUCAGAAAUGAAAAUGCUUGAAAAAUUAAAAGAGAAGAAAAUACCCAUUGAUUUUAUCAAGGCAAACACAAAGAGGCUGCAAGCUGUUUCUGGAUUGUUGGCAGCGUUAUUGGUCAAGUACCCCAAUCUGCAGUAUCUGGCUCAAAGGGCAUUUGUCACUUAUUUGAGGUCUAUACAUAAACAGCGGGAUAAGGAGGUUUUUGAUGUGAUGAAACUUCCCAUUGAUGAAUUCUCAGCAUCAUUGGGUCUGCCACUGACCCCCAAAAUUCGUUUUCUUAAAGAAAAAAUUAAGGGCAAAACAGUGUCUGAAGAAUCCUCUCUUUUACCAGAAGAUUCUAAUGAGACUUCGUUAGAGUAUCUAAGAGAAAGGCUUGAUAUUGGCAGAGUAGAGGAAGAUGAAUCUGAAAAAAGCAUUCUUUUAGCACAGGAAACCCAGCAUGGAGAGGAAGGAAAAGCAACAGAGAUUGGAGAUGCUGUGCAUGCAACUAGAAUUUUGAAGAAAAAGAAGCUAAAGAUCAAUGUGCAUAGACCAGUGGGAACAAGGGUUGUUUUUGAUGAGGAAGGCGACACUUUACCCCCACUUGCGAAAAUAGCUGACACGAAGAGUGGUAGUGACUUGGUUAAGGUUGACAAAGACAAAGUAAACCAAAGAUAUGCAGAGAUGAGGGAAGAGUUGAAGCUGGAGGACACCAAGGUAGACAAGGUUCUGGAUCAUCAGCGUCGCAGAGAGAAACGGAUCAAGGAGAAGAUAAAGCGGAAGAGGGCAAUGAAGGAAGAGGAUGAUGAUGAUGAUCUCUCUGGUUCUGAUGGAGAAGGAAAUGGUGAUAGACUCAAUAGACGAUCAAAGAUAUACUUUGACAGUGACACUGAUGACCGCAGUGAAAAGAGAGACAAAGAGAAAGUGGGUCUCAGUGCUGAUUCUAUUUCUCUCGCAGAGCAAGAGGAACUGGCUCUCAAGUUGUUGAAUUCCAUGCACUCGUAAUUUGUCAUCAGUUCUAAAGGGUUCGCUUUCUCGUCUCUGAGUUUUUGCAUCAACAACCAUUAAUUAGUUUUGGUGGAAGAGAAUCUAGCAGUGCAAGUUUUCAGGGCUAAGUCAUUGGAUUGAGCUUGAUUCAAAAUGGUUCUGAUUGCAAUUUUCACUUAGAAUGGAACAAUAGAUGGGUUGAGGAGAGGUGGCAUGGCAGCACCAUAGCUUGAACUUUUGGAGUCAAACAACACAUCGGCUCGUGACCAAGAGAGCGUUGGUAAGGGUAUACAAGUUUUAUUGAGAUAUACAUGCGGCUUUGCUGUGUAAUGUAAAUUUAUUUUGAAAUUCAAUUAAGUAGUGUAAUUUGGCUGAACACGUUAAUUAUAGUUGGCUUGAUCAUUAACCCAUUACCCAUUUCUUUGGAAACGAAAU
Ilex paraguariensis (yerba mate) is the source of this 2637-nucleotide messenger RNA. The record is from the annotation of a GenBank genome assembly. Lineage: Eukaryota; Viridiplantae; Streptophyta; Magnoliopsida; Aquifoliales; Aquifoliaceae.